AAGACACGAUCUUGUACCAAUCCAAAGCCUCUACAUGGUGGACAACAAUGUCCUGGACUUACUACUGGAGUAGAAAAUAAACAAUGCAACAAAAAUUCAUGUCCAGUCAACGGCGGUUGGUCUUCUUAUGGAAAUUGGAGUCCUUGGACAUCGUGUACAGUCCCAUGCGGUGGAGGUGCACAGUCUAGAGAUAGAAAUAGGACAUGUUCUAACCCGGAACCGAAAUAUGGCGGGAAUCAAUGUGUUGGUAGUUCAUCUGAAACUGCUUCACUGCCAUGUAACAUAUCACUAUGUCCAGUCAACGGAGGAUGGUCUUCUUAUGGAAGUUGGAGCCCUUGGUCAUCCUGUAGUGUCACAUGUGGUGGUGGAAAGAAGACUAGAAGUAGAGAGAGGACAUGUUCAAAUCCAGUUCCAAAUUAUGGCGGAAAUCAAUGCGUCGGGAGUAGAACAGAAACGACUGCAGAUUCUUGUAGUUCCACACAAUGUCCAAUUGAUGGAGGUUGGUCUGCAUUCGGAAAUUGGAGUCCUUGGUCAUCAUGUAAUUUAACAUGCGGUGGUGGAACAAAGUCCAGAAACCAUAACAGGACAUGUACAAACCCAGAACCAAAAUAUGGUGGACAACCGUGUGUAGGAAGUACAACCGAUACGUCUGCAGUCCUGUGCAAUUCCAUGCCAUGUCCAAUUGAUGGUGGGUGGUCAUCCUACAGUAUAUGGAGUUCUUGGUCUGUAUGUAGUCUAACUUGUGGUGGUGGAGGAAAGUCAAGAAGUAGGAAUAGGUCGUGUUCCAAUCCUUUACCAAAAUAUGACGGCAAACAGUGCACUGGAAAUGAAGUGGAAAAUACUACUUCUGACUGCAACAUGUUACCUUGUCCAAUUGAUGGCGGAUGGUCGCCCAUUGGAAUUUGGAGUUCUUGGUCGUUCUGUAGUGCAACGUGUGGUGGUGGUAAAAAGACAAGAAGCAGGGAAAGGACGUGUUCCAAUCCUUUUCCAAAAUUUGGAGGGAAAUUUUCUUGGUCGUUAUGUAGUUCAACGUGUGGUGAUGGUGAAAAGACAAGAAGUAGGAAUAGGACAUGUUCCAAUCUUAUACCACAUUAUAGCAGGAAACAGUGCAGUGGAUAUCCCGCGGAAAAUACUACUUCUGACUGCAAUAUUAUCCAAUGUCCAAUUGACGGCGGCUGGUCGUCCUAUGGAAAUUGGAAUUCAUGGUCGUUAUGUAAUGUAUCUUGUGGUGAUGGUAAAAAAUCCAGAACCAGGAAUAGGACCUGCACAAACCCUGUACCAAAAUAUGACGGGAAACAAUGCAUUGGAAAGGUUGUGGAAAACAUAACCGCUGAUUGCAAUACAUUACUUUGUCUAAUAAACGGUGGAUGGUCACAAUAUACUUUAUGGAGUCAAUGGGGAAAUUGUUCAAAAGAAUGUAAUGGGGGAUUGAAAUAUAGAACAAUAUCAAGAUCCUGUACAAAUCCAAAGCCAAAGUUUGGUGGUUUGGAAUGUGAUGGUAAAACGACAGAAGAAGAAGAAGAAGGAAGAGUUUGUAAUAUUCAGCAUUGUCCAUUGGAUGGCAAUUGGACAGAUUAUAGUGAGUGGUCACCAUGGGAUACAUGUAAUGUCACAUGUGGUGGAGGAUUUUAUAGUCGAUAUAGAAACAGAACCUGUGAAAAUCCAGGACCUAUGUUUGGUGGAAUGAAUUGUUCUGGAGAUGAUAUAGAUCGCCAAAAAGAAACUUGUAAUAAACAACGGUGUAAAGCAAUAGAGAUGUCAGAUGUGUCAAAGAUACUGUCAUCAGAGUUGUUUAAGAAAGCUCUUUACUAUGGAAUUAUACCAGGUGUAUUGUUACUGAUACUGGGUGUUUUAAUUAAUAACAAAGUUGAAAUGAGAUUAGACAUUCUGUUUUUUAUUACUUUACCGACCGUUACCGUUGUAAAUAGUGUAUGUAUAGGAACUCAAAAUUACCCAUGUUCACAGAGGUCUUCUCGAUUGGAUUAUUACAGAACUAAAUGUGGAGCAUUCGGAUGGAAGAGAUGUCGAAGAUCAAGGAGAGUUUAUUACCAGUCAUAUAAAAUAUGCACGCGAAAAUGUCCAUCAGUUGACGGUAAAUGGAGCUCUUGGACAAGUUGGAGAGGUUGGUCAAAAUGUACGAAGAAUUGUGGAACUGGCAAUCAGGUUAGGACAAGGACAAGAUCUUGUACCAAUCCAAGGCCACUUAAUGGUGGAACACAAUGUCCUGGACUUACCGCUGGAAUAGAACGUAGACAGUGCAACACCAAUCCAUGUCCAGUUGACGGUAAAUGGAGUUCUUGGACAAGUUGGAGCAGUUGGCCAACAUGUACGAAGAAUUGUGGAACUGGCAAUCAGGUUAGGACAAGGACAAGAUCUUGUACCAAUCCAACGCCACUAUAUAGUGGAAAUCAAUGUCCUGGACUUACCACGGCAGUAGAAAAUAGACAGUGCAACACAAAUCCAUGUCCAGUUGACGGUAAUUGGAGUUAUUGGACAAGUUGGAGUAGAUGGUCAAAAUGUACAAAAAAUUGUGGAAAUGGUGGUCAAGGAAGGACUAAGACAAGAUCUUGUACAAAUCUAAAACCACUACACGGUGGACAACAAUGUCCUGGACUUACUACGGAAGUAGAAAAUAGACAAUGCAACACUAAUCCAUGUCCAGUGAACGGCGGAUGGUCUUCUUAUGGAAAUUGGAGUCCUUGGACAUCGUGUACAGUCCCAUGUGGUGGAGGUGCACAUUCUAGAGGUAGAAAUAGGACAUGUUCUAACCCGGAACCAAAAUAUGGUGGGAGUCAAUGUGUUGGUAGUUCAUCUGAAACUGCUUCACUUCCUUGUAACAUAUCACCGUGUCCAGUCAACGGAGAAUGGUCUUCUUAUGAAAGUUGGAACCCUUGGUCAUCCUGCAAUGUCACAUGCGGUGGUGGAAAGAAGACUAGAAGUAGAGAGAGGACAUGUUCAAAUCCGGUUCCAAAAUAUGGCGGGAAUCAGUGCGUCGGUAUUAGAACAGAAACGACUGCAGAUUCUUGUAGUUCCAUACCAUGUCCAAUUGAUGGAGGUUGGUCUUCCUUCGGAAGUUGGAGUCCUUGGUCAUCAUGUAAUUUGACAUGCGGUGGUGGAACAAAGUCCAGAAAUCAAAACAGGACAUGCACAAACCCAGAACCAAAAUAUGGUGGACAACCGUGUGUAGGAAGUACAACCGAUACGUCUGUAGUCCUGUGCAAUUCCAUGCCAUGUCCAAUUGAUGGUGGGUGGUCAUCCUACGGUAUAUGGAGUUCUUGGUCUGUAUGUAGUGUAACUUGUGGUGGCGGUGAAAAGUCAAGAAGCAGGAGUAGGACAUGUUCAUACCCUGUACCAAAAUAUGGCGGGAAACAGUGUAUCGGAAAUGAAGUGGAAAAUAUUACUUCUGACUGCAACAUGUUGCCUUGUCCAAUUGAUGGUGGGUGGUCAUCCUACGGUAUUUGGAGUUCUUGGUCUGUAUGUAGUUUAACUUGUGGUGGUGGAGGAAAGUCAAGAAGUAGGAAUAGGUCAUGUUCCAAUCCUUUACCAAAAUAUGACGGCAAACAGUGCACUGGAAAUGAAGUGGAAAAUAUUACUUCUGAUUGCAACAUGUUACCUUGUCCAAUUGAUGGUGGGUGGUCAUCCUACGGUAUUUGGAGUUCUUGGUCUGUAUGUAGCGUAACUUGUGGCGGUGGUGUAAAGUCAAGAAGCAGGAGUAGGACAUGUUCCAAUCCUGUCCCAAACUAUGAUGGAAGACAGUGCACUGGAAGUGCCCUGAAAAAUACUUCUUCUGACUGCAAUACAUAUCAUUGUCAAAUUGAUGGCGGAUGGUCGCGCUUUGGAAUUUGGAGUUCUUGGUCGUUGUGUAGUGCAACGUGUGGUGGUGGUAAAAAGACAAGAAGCAGGGAAAGGACGUGUUCCAAUCCUAUUCCAAAAUAUGGAGGGAAGUUUUGCAUUGGAAAUGAAGCAGGAAAUAAUACUUCUGAGUGCAGUACAUUACCUUGCCCAAUUAAUGGUGGGUGGUCAUCAUUUGGAAUUUGGACAUCUUGGUCGUUAUGUAGUUCAACGUGUGGUGUUGGUGAAAAGACUAGAAGUAGGAAUAGGACGUGUUCCAAUCCUAUACCACAUUAUGGCGGGAUACAGUGCAGUGGAUAUGCCGCAGAAAAUACUACUUUUGACUGCAAUAUUAUCCAAUGUCCAAUUGAUGGUGGGUGGUCAUCAUUUGGAAUUUGGAGUUCUUGGUUCUCAUGUAGUUUAACGUGUGGUGGUGGUGAAAAGAUAAGAAUUAGGAAUAGAACAUGUUCCAAUCCUGAACCAAAAUAUAGUGGAAAGCAGUGCACUGGAAAUAAAGCGGAACGUACAACAUCCGACUGCAACACAUUGCAUUGUCCAAUUGACGGCGGCUGGUCGUCCUAUGGAAAUUGGAGUGCAUGGUCGUUAUGUAAUGUAACUUGUGGUGGUGGUAAAAAGUCCAAAAUCAGGAAUAGGACCUGCACAAACCCUUUACCAAAAUAUGACGGGAAACAAUGCAGUGGAAAGGCAGUGGAAAACAUAACCGCUGAUUGCAAUACUUUACUUUGUCCAAUAAACGGUGGAUGGUCACAAUAUACUUUAUGGAGUCAAUGGGGAAAUUGUUCAAAAGAAUGUGAUGGGGGAUUGAAAUAUAGAACAAGAUCAAGAUCCUGUUCAAAUCCCAAGCCAAAGUUUGGUGGUUUGGAAUGUGAUGGUAAAACGACAGAAGAAGAGGGAAGAGUUUGUAAUAUUCAGCAUUGUCCAUUGGAUGGCAAUUGGACAGAUUAUAGUGAGUGGUCACCAUGGGAUAAAUGUAAUGUCACAUGUGGUGGAGGAUUUUAUAGUCGAUAUAGAAACAGAACUUGUGAAAAUCCAGGACCUAUGUUUGGUGGAAUGAAUUGUUCUGGAGAUGAUAUAGAUCGCCAAAAAGAAACUUGUAAUAAACAACGGUGUAAAGCAAUAGAUAUUUCAGAUGUGUCAAAGAUACUGUCAUCAGAGAUGUUUAAGAAAGGUACUCUUUACUUUGGAAUUAUACCAGGAGUAUUGUUGCUGAUACUGGGUGUUGUAAUUGUGUUUGUGAUUGUUAGGAAGAGGAGGAGGAGUUCAGUAUUCUUAAAGACAUAUAAUUUCCAGAAUACCACAUACAUGACGCCAGGUAAAGAUGAAGCAAUUUGUGAAGAUACAAAAUUAACCUGCAAUUUGGAAGAAAAACAAAUUACAGAUGAAAAGGAAGAGGAUCGCUAUACAAACAUGGACAAUAAGCUGAUUUGCAGUGCUGAUACUGAUCUAGACGAUGAACACUACGACUAUGCGAGGGACGAUGAAGAUCAUUAUGAUAAAUAUGUCGAUGAGAGCGAUCACUAUGAAGAAUGUGACAAUGUUGUUCGAGAGCAACUGGACGAAAGUUGUACCAAAAACGCAUCAAACGAAUUUCUUACAUUUAAAAACUUUUGAAUAGUCUGAACUGUGUACGCAAUUUCUUUUGUAUUCAUUUGAAAAGGGUAAAUCAUUAUUGUAUGAUAUUUUUGCUAAAAAUGCUAUUGUUUAGAUGCCUUUUAUUUUCUAAAUAAUAUGCCUUUGUUUGACCCUAUAAGAAACAUAGAGUUUUACUUGUUUUGUACUCGCUUACUUUUAACGUGCAUGGACAGUAAACGUAUGGUAUCUGUUAUGUUACUAUAUAAAUAUAUACAUAUUUGUUUAACAAUAAAACUGACAAAGAGGACAUACAGCCCUGUUUAAUACUAGGGAGCUUUGUUUUAAAGGCAGAGCCUUUAUUGCCAUUGCUUGGCGGCCAUUUUGAGCUCAUUAUAUAAUAUAUUCUUGAAAAAGACUGGGUUCCAUGUCAGUACUUCAUUCAAACUUGUAUUGUAAAUUAUGCACAUCGACUUUAAAUAAAACUUUUGACUUUCA
Messenger RNA from Mytilus californianus (California mussel), 5919 nucleotides. RefSeq names its product SCO-spondin-like. The transcript is spliced from 33 exons. NCBI's taxonomy places the organism in Eukaryota, Metazoa, Mollusca, Bivalvia, Mytilida, Mytilidae. The record is from RefSeq and is a predicted model, not a curated record. The annotation marks the transcript as partial.